Messenger RNA from Helianthus annuus (common sunflower), 3487 nucleotides. Its product is annotated as probable E3 ubiquitin ligase SUD1. The record is from RefSeq and is a predicted model, not a curated record. The transcript has 8 exons. The coding region runs from base 89 to 3244 and encodes 1051 amino acids. Gene Ontology annotation, cellular component: endoplasmic reticulum membrane. Gene Ontology annotation, molecular function: zinc ion binding. Lineage: Eukaryota; Viridiplantae; Streptophyta; Magnoliopsida; Asterales; Asteraceae.
GCAUCCGAUCUCCGUUUCCAUACAUCCCUCCCUUCAAAUCCCUUCCUUCCUUCCUUCCAGCGCCAAGGGAACAUCAUCCAUACAUACUAUGGAGAUCGCUCCGGCUACACACCACGGUGUUAACGCACCGGAGAUUGAUAUGCAUGAUGAUGAUGACGAAGAGGAGGAUGUUUGCCGGAUCUGCCGGAAUCCUGGUGACGCCGAUAAUCCUCUCCGCUAUCCUUGCGCUUGUAGCGGUAGUAUUAAGUUUGUUCACCAGGACUGCCUUCUUCAGUGGCUUAAUCACAGCAACGCUCGCAACUGUGAGGUUUGCAAGCACCCGUUUUCAUUCUCACCCGUGUAUGCGGAGAAUGCGCCUGCAAGGCUUCCUUUUCAAGAGUUUGUGGUUGGGAUGGCAAUGAAAGCAUAUCACGUGCUGCAGUUCUUUCUACGGCUUAGUUUUGUGCUUUCCGUUUGGCUUCUAAUCAUACCAUUUAUCACCUUCUGGAUAUGGCGUUUCUCAUUUGUUAGGAAUUAUGGUGAAGCCCAGGGACUGUUCUUGAGUCAUAUCUCUACUACAGUUAUUCUUACCGACUGUCUUCAUGGGUUCUUGCUCUCUGCAAGUAUAGUAUUUAUUUUCCUUGGGGCCACAUCUUUGAGGGAUUAUUUUCGACAUUUGAGAGAAAUUGGUGGGCAGGAGGGUGAGGGAGAAGAUGAAGGUGCUCGUGUUGCGAGAAGGCAACCACAACCUGCUCAAGCUAACAGAAAUCUUGUCGGUGAAGAUGCACAGGGGAUUGCUGGGGCUGGUCAGAUGAUCAGAAGGAAUGCGGAAAACGUUGCAGCUAGAUGGGAGAUGCAAGCAGCACGUCUGGAGGCACAUGUUGAGCAGAUGUUUGACGGUUUGGAUGAUGGGGAUGCUGCAGAGGAUGUUCCUUUCGAUGAGCUAGUUGGCAUGCAGGGCCCUGUUUUCCAUUUAGUGGAAAAUGCAUUUACUGUUCUUGCAAGCAACAUGAUAUUUCUUGGGGUUGUAAUCCUCGUUCCUUUCCACCUAGGACGGUUCAUACUCUAUCAUUUGUCAUCAGCCACCACUCCUGUCUUAUCAACUGGUGUUCUGCUUAGCGAGCAAGCACUUGCCUUGGCUAAUAUCACAUUAAAGAAUGCAUUGACUGGGGUUACCAAUUUCACAUCUGAUAACAAUGUGCUUGGCCAUGUUACAGAGGUGUUAAACGUGAAUUCUAGCGGACUUGUCGAGUCAUCAAACACAAACAAUGUCACAGUUCCAGUUUCGUCAGAUUUUUUGAAAAGUGUGGCCCUUGGGGCAUCAUGGCUGUCAGACGUUACAACUCUUGCUGUUGGCUAUAUAUUCAUUUUCUCGCUUGUCAUGUUCUACUUUGGAGCUAUUGCGGUAAUUAGGUACGUCAAAGGAGAGCCUUUGACCAUGGGAAGGUUAUACAGUAUUGUUUCUAUAGCUGAGGCAAUUCCUUCACUCUUGAGACAGUUUGUGGCCGCAAUGAGACAUUUAAUGACUAUGAUAAAGGUUGCCUUCCUGUUAGUCAUUGAGCUCGGGGUUUUCCCUCUCAUGUGUGGAUGGUGGUUAGAUGUUUGCACUAUAAGAAUGUUUGGCAAGUCUAUGACUCAAAGAGUUGAAUUCUUUUCAGCAUCUCCAUUGGCCAGCUCAUUGAUUCAUUGGGUUGUAGGGAUUGUCUAUAUGUUACAAAUAUCAAUAUUUGUCAGCCUUUUGCGUGGGGUUUUGCGUAAUGGAGUUCUUUAUUUUCUGCGAGAUCCAGCUGACCCCAAUUACAAUCCGUUUCGGGAUCUGAUUGAUGAUCCAGUGCACAAGCAUGCUCGUAGGGUUCUGUUGUCAGUAACUGUUUAUGGGAGCUUAAUUGUAAUGCUGGUAUUUUUGCCGGUUAAGCUUGCGAUGCGAACGGCUCCAUCUGUUUUCCCUCUUGAUAUAUCAGUAUCUGAUCCAUUUACUGAGAUCCCUGCUAACAUGCUUCUGUUUCAAAUUUGCAUCCCGUUUGCUAUUGAGCACUUCAAGUUAAGGGCAACAAUCAAGUCACUUCUUCGCUACUGGUUUACUGCAGUUGGCUGGGCACUUGGUUUAACGGAUUUCCUAUUACCCAGCCCCGAAGAUAAUAAUGAGCAAGAAAAUGGGAACAGAGAUCCUGUAAGGCAGGACAGGCUACUGGGUCAAGAUAGAGCCGUGGUUGGAUAUUUGGCUCCUGAAGAUCUAAACAGAGCCAGGCAGGCAGCAGCUGAUGCUAAUCUUGCAGAAGAAGCUGAUGGCGAUCAACAGUCUGAUUCUGGGAGGUAUGGAGGAUUUGUACUUUGUAUUGUGUUGCUUUUGCUGGCGGCGUGGAUGACUUUGCUCAUCUUCAAUUCCGCUAUUAUUGUGGUGCCUGUAUUCCUUGGACGAGCGCUGUUUAACUCAGUUCCCCUUCUCCCAAUAACACAUGGCAUAAAAUGUAACGACCUGUAUGCAUUCAUUAUCGGAAGUUAUGUCAUCUGGACCGCACUGGCUGGUGUAAGAUAUUCCGUUGAUCAAAUCAAAACACAGAGAGCUACAGUUUUAUUCGGUCAAAUCAUGAAAUGGUGUUCCAUUGUUGCAAAAAGCUCUGUACUGUUGUCUAUGUGGAUUUUCAUCAUCCCGGUGUUGAUCGGCCUGCUGUUUGAGCUUCUGGUUAUCGUACCAAUGCGUGUGCCUGUAGAUGAAAGCCCGGUUUUUCUUUUGUAUCAGGAUUGGGCUCUUGGGCUUAUCUUCCUCAAGAUAUGGACUCAACUAGUAAUGAUGGAUCACUUGUUGCCUCUAGUGGACGACAGCUGGAGAGUGAAAUUUGAGCGGGUGAGGGACCAUGGUUUCUCGAGGCUGCAAGGCUUCUGGGUGUUACGAGAGAUUGUGGUCCCUAUCGUCAUGAAGCUCCUAACAGCUUUGUGCAUUCCUUACGUAUUAGCUAGAGGCGUAUUUCCAGUAUUUGGGUACCCACUAGUAGUCAACUCAGCGGUCUACCGAUUCGCUUGGCUAGGGUGCCUUGGUUUGAGCUUGCUAUGCUUUUGUGUCAAGAGGUUCCAUGUCUGGUUCACCAACCUCCACAACUCAAUAAGAGAUGACCGCUAUUUGAUUGGGCGGCGACUUCAUAACUUUGGGGAAGAUAAGCCGCAGACCCCUCAAGAGGUGGCGGGUCCCAGUGUUGAGACUUCGGGUUUUGCGGGUGAUGCAGAUAUAGGGUUGAGGCACAGGCGCAAUAUACCAAUCGAGGAUUGAGAAGGUACCAGAAACUGGUAAGCAAUCCAUAAUUUAACUUCAGUUGGUGUUUUUCCUUAGCUUUGUGAAUAUGGUUUGUGGUUAGGGAGUCAAAGGGUAUAAAAAUGCAAAACCUUAAAUGUAUUUUGUCAGGGUUUAGUGUAUUGUGCAAUCAUGUCUAUAGUCACACCACUGGGUGUUGACGAAAGUUUGUUGUUCGAGACCCGACUUGGUUGUGAGUUAGCUUGUUCGUUGUUUUUUUUC